This is a messenger RNA of Thunnus maccoyii (southern bluefin tuna), 4937 nucleotides long. It is a transcript of the gene jade1, whose product is annotated as jade family PHD finger 1. Gene Ontology annotation, cellular component: histone acetyltransferase complex. Lineage: Eukaryota; Metazoa; Chordata; Actinopteri; Scombriformes; Scombridae. The coding region runs from base 1151 to 4048 and encodes 965 amino acids. Gene Ontology annotation, biological process: regulation of transcription by RNA polymerase II. The record is from RefSeq and is a predicted model, not a curated record. The transcript is spliced from 12 exons.
GAUAACUGGUGGUGACUGUGAUUUAAUAACGAGCACUGGAGACGUUAAGUUAGCAGCAGCGGCUAAUGCUAGAAAAACAACUAUGGUAACUAACGUAGCUGUAAGCAAACAAGCUAGCCGAUGUUGCUAACCACCAACGUCACCUAAAGCCAACGUAAACGUAACGGUAAACGUAAACGUUAAGUUAGCAGCAUUGGCUAACGCUAAAAAACAACAACUAUGGCAACUAACUUAACGUUAGCUGUCUUCUCUUAUUCAGAUACAUGCUCAUGUUUUUAAUAGGUUGGUGUUUUAAAGGUUGACGUGCUUUGUUGUUUGUUAAUGUAUUGGUCAAUAAAGCAUGAAUACAAUGUAGACGUAAACGUUAAGUUAGCAGCAUCGGUUCAAUGCUAUGUUAGAAACCAACUAUGGUAACUAACGUAGCUGUUAGCAAACAAGCUAGCCGAUGUUGCUAACCACCAACGUCAGCCAAAUCCAACGUGCACUCACGUUACCACGUUUCUAGAAAAAAACGCGCACAGCUUCCAUGUGCCCUUCUAAGAUUAACCGUUUUUGCGUGCCACUUUUGCAAAAACAGCAUUCAUUAAGCUAUCGCAGAGGAGCAUUUUUGAAAAAUAGCAUUCUUUCCACUCGGGAUGCCGGGUGUGUGCAGGCCCGCGUGUUGCGUAACGGCGGUGGGAGAUUAGCAAUCAGGCUAAUGUUAGCCAGCUAGAAUGUGCAGACUUAUUAAAAGUUGCAACGCUGCAUGGUCUGCUUUGAUGUAAAAAAACAAUAUUUGCUUGCUUGUGUGAGCACGUUGCCUUGGUAACCGUAAAGGACAGCUGUGCUAGUCUGCUAGCUAAAGUUAGCUGCUAAGUUAGUUAGCUUCUGCUGGAAAAAGGCGUCACACGAACUAGCCUGCUUAUAGCCAGACAGUUAGGUUGGGGUUAACUUAGCAGUUUCCCCCUUGAGAUAUUUCCACUUGUCUGGAGUUUAGGGUCCUUGUUUGUUUGCGUUUCUGCACGCCACAAGCUGAGCUCGCAGCACUGCAACUUAGGCGUUGUUUCCUGUUUUGUUUUGUGUUGCAUGUGGCUUGCAACUUGUUGUCAUCGCUGGAACAGUGGCUGGUGUGUAAAGUGUCCCAACGCCGGAGCUCCGCAGACAGACGACGAUGAAGAGAAGCAGGCACCUGAGCAGCAGUGACGACUCUGACAAUGGAAGAAGGAAACAAAGAGACAGAAAGAGAAAGAAGGGCGGCAGAUGGACAGAGAUUAAAGGAAAGAAAAAGGAGAUCUACAGUUUGAGAAACAGGAGACAGUGUAGGGACAGGAGGCGCAUUUGGACCUUCAGAGACAUCAUGGCAGGUAACUCUACCUGCUGGUCGCAGCAUUCAUCACAGCCCAGGAGAGGCAACGGGCAGAAACCCUCCGAGGUUUUCAGGACGGACCUGAUCACCGCCAUGAAGGUGCACGACUCGUACCAGUUGAACCCCGAGGACUACUACGUCCUCGCCGACCCGUGGAGGCAGGAGUGGGAAAAGGGCGUCCAGGUCCCCGUCAGCCCCCAGUCCAUCCCGCAGCCCGUCGCCAGGGUGUUGGCAGAGAAAGGGAAGGAGGUCAUGUUCGUCAGGCCAAAGAAGUUGAUCCGGACAUCGGGCACCGAGGCGCUGGGCUACGUGGACAUCAGGACGCUGGCGGAGGGGAUGUGCCGCUACGACCUAAACGAGGAAGACGUCGCCUGGCUGCAGAUCAUCAACGAGGAGUUCGCUGAGAUGGCCAUGCCGCGGCUGGACGAGAUCACCAUGGAGCGGGUGAUGGAGGAGUUCGAACGACGCUGUCACGAGAACAUGACGCACGCCACGGAGACGGAGGAAGGGCUGGGCAUCGAGUACGACGAGGACGUGGUGUGCGACGUGUGCCAGUCGCCCGACGGGGAAGACAACAACGAGAUGGUGUUCUGCGACAAGUGCAACAUCUGCGUUCACCAGGCGUGUUACGGCAUCCAGAAGGUCCCGAAGGGCAGCUGGCUGUGCCGGAUCUGCGCCCUGGGCAUCCUGCCAAAGUGCCAGCUGUGCCCGAAGAAGGGCGGAGCCAUGAAGCCCACUCGGAGCGGAACCAAGUGGGUUCACGUCAGCUGUGCCUUGUGGAUUCCAGAGGUGAGCAUCGGGAAUCCGGAGAAGAUGGAGCCGAUCACCAACGUGUCCCACAUUCCCAGCAACAGAUGGGCUCUGAUCUGCUGCCUGUGUAAAGAGAAGACCGGAGCGUGUAUACAGUGCUCAGCGAAAAACUGCCGGACUGCCUUCCACGUGACGUGCGGCCUCCACGCCAGCCUUGAAAUGAACACCAUCCUCACGGAGGACGACGAGGUCAAGUUCAAGUCCUACUGCCCCAAACACUCGGGGCUGGAGGGCGCCGAGUCCAGGGACCGAGACUCCGGGGACGAGGAGGAGGAGCGUGUCAAGGAGAGCGUCAGGGACAAGAAGGGCAAACGGAGAGGAAGGGUGAGAGGGGAGGAAGACGCCGCCUCCUCCUCCUCCUCGUCUUUCUGCGUGGCUCCCCAGCUCGCCGACAGAUCUCCCGGCGAACCGCAGACGCUCAGCAGCCGCCAGCAGGAGAAACGAGUCAGCCUCCGCAAGCUGAAGCUGCAGGAGAUGGAGGAGGAGUUCUACCAGUUCGUGGAGGUGGAGGAGGUGGCGGGUCACCUGAAGAUGCCGCCGGAGGUGGUGGACUUCCUCUACCAGUACUGGAAACUGAAACGCAAAGCCAACUUCAACCAGCCGCUCCUCACGCCCAAGAAGGACGAGGAGGAGAGCCUGGCGCGCCGCGAGCACGAGGUGCUGCUGCGACGCCUGCAGCUCUUCACGCACCUCCGCCAGGACCUGGAGAGGGUGCGUAACCUGACCUACAUGGUGACUCGGAGGGAGAAGAUGAAGCGCUCGUUGUGGAGAGUUCAGGAGCAGAUCUUCCAGCACCAGGUCCGACUGCUCGACCACGAGCUGUUCACCGGCGAUCCAUCUGCCAAGGAUCUAGAGAAGCUCUUCUCUCUGGGCUGGUUAUCCUCUCAGGGCUCCCAGUCUCGCUCCUCCUGGAGCCAUUCUGGACUCAAGACCAAACAAGGGUCUUUAAAGCAGGAAAAAAGGAAAAGCAGCAGCGACAGAAAAGGCCUUUCUGACUCACCGCACACUUACAAGAAGGACAAUCUCAGCAAACCACUGGAGACGAAGGAUAGUAAAGGCUCCCGCAUCAAGGAGUCCGAGCCCGCCGAGGCCGCGAGCGACGCCAAAAUCCAAAACUCUGAGAACCACGAGGAGGUUCAGUACCCAAAGCUUCUGAAGCAAGAAGGCGUUCAGGAAACGGUCGCCGUCAAGCUGCACAAACUCGAGAGCAGGAAAGGUCUGAGGAGGGAGGCCCCGGGGCCCGAGCACGAGGCGCUGGCCAGACGGAAAAGGGAGAACGACCAGGAGCAAGAAGAGCGGAGGAGGAAGAGGAGGAGCGAGGGGACGGAGAGCUUCCCCAGCCAAGUGAAAAACAGGUUCGGGUUGAAACACCUGGAGAAAACGGUGUCCAUCAGGCUGGUGGACAUCAGAAACUCAGACACCGACGACUACUUCCUAGAUGAAGGAAUGACCAAAAGACGCCCCGCCUCUCUGGAUGCAACGACUAACACUAAACUCAACAGAGCUAACAGGGUCGCAGACGCCGCCGCUGCCGCCAAAGCCAACGGUUGGCUGAGGAAAGCCCACGCCGCCCAGGCGAACGGGUCCGUGGGCGGACACCUUAAAGACUGGGGGAAGUUCAGGAUCCCGAAGAGGAGCGAGAAGCCUCCGACGAUGAAGGCGCCGGAGCAACGCAAGCCGCUGCUCCGACCGCUGACCAACACGCCGGAGCCGUCGUACCCGAGAACCCGGCUCCGCACGGGAACGGAGAACGACGGGUUCGACUCCAAACCGGGCGACGGCGAGGUGGAGCCCUGCUUGAAGCGGUGCCAUUCCCACCAGCUGAGGGGCGACUCGUCCCUCAGCCGGCGAUACGGGUCUGACAUCAUCCGCCGAGGCGUGCUGGCCUCCUGAUGGCGCUCCGGUGUCGAGCCGGAGCAACACUUUGAAUAAGCUGCACUGUGUUAGUCGGGGAAAGAACGACGGUCGCUCUUUGUACCUUUAUUUUUCUUGAUAAAUCAUAAAAUGCCUAGAUUAAAACAGAGCUGAUAUUUAUUUUUUAUUUGUAACAUAUGUAAAACUGGGAAAUAUUUUACUUUGUACUUUAUUUUGAGCUAGUUUUAAUUUUUUUUUUUUUUUUCUCAAAAGUAGAACGAUGUCAAGUUGCCACUUAAAUGCUCGCUCAGAUAUUUACAAGCAAAAGCAUCAAGUAGGGAGACGUGAUUGUUGCUCGGGACCAUAAGCUUGCAAUGUAAUUUGUUUUUUUUUUUUUUGACUUAGUAUUAAAACUCGGCCAGGAGUCAGUUGCACUUAGUCGUAAAAAAUGCUGAAACACAGAAAUCUUCAUCCUGAAAAUAGGAACUUUUUAAUCAAGCUUUUCAUCUGACGUCAACAGAUAAAAACAGGAAGUUAAACUGCCCCUUUUUAUCUCUCGCCAGCUGUCAUCAUCUUCAUCGGUCUGUCUGUCAUCAGGCUGCGAUUGUUAAACAUUUACAACCUGGGAAUCCACACAAAAAAAAAAAAUUAUAAAAAAAAAGGAAUUCUGAAUGAUGUUUUACUUGUCAUCAGCACUUAAGUGUAAUUGAACUGCGAUAUUGUAUCCAUCAUGUGCCUAACUUUUAUUUGAAGCGUUUGCACUACGAGAGGACGGCACAGGUGUGAGGUAUGACUAGAGUUAUUUUUACACUGAAAAAAAAAGCGUUUUUGUACCCUCGGCCGCUGCUGUACUACUGUUAUGCAAAAUGAAUCUUGUUUUUUUUUGUCUUUUUGUCUGAAAGAGGAAUAAAAACUCUGCAGGACUGAA